Messenger RNA from Scedosporium apiospermum, 1101 nucleotides. RefSeq names its product putative queuine tRNA-ribosyltransferase. Gene Ontology annotation, cellular component: cytosol. NCBI's taxonomy places the organism in Eukaryota, Fungi, Ascomycota, Sordariomycetes, Microascales, Microascaceae. Bases 1 to 1101 code for a protein of 366 amino acids. The record is from RefSeq and is a predicted model, not a curated record. The transcript has 2 exons. Gene Ontology annotation, molecular function: tRNA-guanosine(34) queuine transglycosylase activity.
AUGCCCGUGGCUACUCAAGCAUCACUCAAAGGCUUAACACCAGAGCAGCUAGAAGAGACAGGUUGUCGCCUGUGUCUCAACAACACCUAUCAUCUCGGCCUAAAACCUGGGCAGGGGGCACUUGCCGCCAUCGGCGGUGCUCACAAACUCCAAGGCUGGGAGCACAAUAUCCUAACGGACAGCGGCGGGUUUCAAAUGGUCAGUUUACUUAAACUUGCCAAAGUCACCGAGGAGGGUGUAGAGUUUUUGAGCCCCCACGAUGGCACCCCAAUGCUUCUCACCCCCGAACACUCUAUCAGCCUGCAGAACACUAUCGGGAGUGAUAUAAUAAUGCAGUUGGACGAUGUGAUUGUGACAACAUCCCCAGACAAAGAACGAAUGCGGGAAGCUAUGGAACGGAGCGUUCGGUGGCUUGAUCGUUGUAUUGCGGCACACAAGAACCCUUCCACACAGAAUCUCUUUUGCAUCAUACAAGGAGGCCUGGAUUUAGACAUGAGGCGAGAAUGCUGCCACGAGAUGCUUGCGCGCAACACCCCCGGUAUCGCCAUUGGAGGAUUGAGUGGCGGCGAGGCGAAACACGACUAUUGCAGAGUAGUCGAAACCUGCACCGCCCUCCUACCCGAGUUGAAGCCCCGCUACGUGAUGGGGAUUGGGUAUCCAGAAGAUCUAGUUGUCAGCGUCGCAUUAGGAGCUGAUAUGUUCGAUUGUGUUUGGCCGACGAGAACGGCGCGCUUCGGCAACGCCAUCACGAAACAAGGCAUGCUUAAGUUACGGCAGGCAAGCUUCGCCACGGACUUUUCGCCCAUUGAAGAAGGUUGCGGCUGCAUUUGCUGUAGAACGGAUGGGGAUGGACUAGGCGUCACAAGGGCUUUUGUUCACCACAAUGUUGGUAAGGAAACGGUUUCGGCUCAUCUCUUAACGAUCCAUAAUGUGUACUACCAAUUGAACCUGAUGAGGGAGGUAAGAGAGGCCAUCAUCGCGGACAGGUUCCCCGAAUAUGUUAAGGAUUUCUUCGGCCGGUUGUAUCCGAAUAAGACGUCCUACCCGGACUGGGCGGUGGCCGCACUUAAAAUGGUUGGCGUUGAUCUGCUGGAUGGAUAA